Messenger RNA from Westerdykella ornata, 189 nucleotides. RefSeq lists its product as uncharacterized. The record is from RefSeq and is a predicted model, not a curated record. The annotation marks the transcript as partial. The transcript is spliced from 2 exons. Lineage: Eukaryota; Fungi; Ascomycota; Dothideomycetes; Pleosporales; Sporormiaceae. Gene Ontology annotation, biological process: mRNA splicing, via spliceosome. Gene Ontology annotation, molecular function: RNA binding. Gene Ontology annotation, cellular component: nucleoplasm; ASAP complex; cytoplasm.
UUGCACGAAAUCUUCGGGAAGUAUGGACCGAUCAAGGAUCUCAAGCUCCCGCUGAACCCAGUGUACAACAUGAAUCGCGGAACGGCCUACAUCCUUUACGAAGAGAUCGAUGAUGCCGAGCAAGCCAUUGCCAAAAUGCACGAAGCACAACUCGACGGAGCUAGGAUCAACGUGUCCAUUGUACUCCCA